AUGCAGGCCCCAUCCAAGAUACCAUUUGAUGGUUUUCCAUUAAUUGAAUAUUUUCCAAAACCUUUUACGUCACUGGCAAGAAAUAAAAAAGGACUUAUUGCCGCUUCUCGAAUCGAUGGUUCUAUAGACAUAUAUGAUGCCAAUGAAGGUUUCUUCGUUAUUCACCACAUUCCAUCCUGGAUUUUAACAUCAAUUGAGGCAGUUUGUUGGAUUGACGAUCGAUUGUUUGCAACCGGUGGGGAAGGCCGUGUUUACGAACUUCAAUUAUAUUCUCCUCGCCCGAAAGCGAGUGUUUUGUUGCCUGGUGGCGUGCCUGCACGCUGCUUAGUACCCGGUGAGGGUAUUUUGGUUUCUGGAAAUGAUGGAGGCUACAUUAAUGUUAUUGACGUUUCUGAUGAUCAAUUAGACCUAAAGUCUUGCCUUGCAAGCCUCGACGACAAAAUUGUAGCCCUAGCUCUUGAUGACAAAAAUAGAAAAAUUGUUGCUGCCAGUGACGCUAAGGGUAGAGUCUAUAUUUUCAGUUUGGAAAAUGGUUCAACUCUUUCAACUUAUUUUGUUGGUGACGAAUACGCAAUUGCCCCCACUAUUGUUUGGUCACUUCUGUUUGUGGGAAAUUCCCUAUUUUCGGGUGACAGUAAAGGAAAUGUUAGCGUAUGGGAUGUUGACAUUGGUGUUAUGGCAUCAACUUUCAAAACCCAUACUGUAGAUGUUCUUGCUCUUGCUGCUAGCUCAGAUCAGAGUACUGUUUUCGCUACUGGUGUUGAUCCUACCAUUCGUCGCUUCGAUUUAUGCAUCACUGAACGUAACUGUAAGUUUGCCUCUCAAAAGUCCUGGAAGUUUGAUCCUGCUUCUGGAGAACCAGUGGUCACCCUAUCACGUCUCGGUUGGACGAGCAACACUCAAGAACGUCGUGUUCGCAGCAUCUCUUCUUCAGCAUCUUCUGAUAACGAAGUUGCUGCUGUAGACGAAGCAGUGGACGAAAUGUCUACCUCACGAUUUUUCCUCGAUCAAUCUUCGGCCGAUCUCUUCGUCACAUCUUCUAAAGGCGAAAAAUCGCUGCAAUCUCUUUCUGGUCUGGAUAAAGAUUUUGAUUCUCAUCUAGCUGUAGCGGCUCCGCAAACUCGCAAGAGGAAGAUGAGUACUGGACUAUCGGAGGAUCAAUCAGAUGAAGCCUCGGCCCUUCCACCGGCAAGCCUGAUGGCUUUCACGCCGUCUUCGAGGUGUUUGGUGACUGUGGAUUCGGUCAGUCAGAGUGUUAACUGCAGAAGGCUGGACACUGGCGUUGAAUGUUGGAAUCUUUCCAGGCAUUCUGCGGUGUCAACAACAACUACUGACAGCACUCCAGUUGCCCCAAUUCAUAUUUUGAAAAUGGCCAAGUUCCCAGGGGAGCACAGUUCGUUUAUCCUCUUGGCCAUCGCCUCCCUCGAUGCUCGAGUAUCCAUCUACUUGUUUAAAGAAGGCGAGAACAGCCCUCCCGCACUUCUGUUCACCUGUCCUAGAGCUGCAGAUCCGAUGCGUGUUGGUUAUCAUUCUCGACCUGUGGAUAUCGCUCUACUCACCGGAAAGUUCAAAGCUCGCGAGAGUGAGAAUGGGGAUGCGAGCUCAGAACUCAAAUCCUUUGCUCGUUGUGCAGUAUUCUACACAUCCGGCCAGUUGGUUGAAUGGACUCUUCCCAUAUCUCUUGUUGAAGGAGGAGUGCAAUUGAAAGGAACUCCCAAAACUGACCUAUGGUUGGAAGAGUUCUGGCAGCAAAAUAGUGCCUCUUGGAGACGCCUGAUGCCUCGUUUCGGCUACCUAAACUACUAUUAUGGUGGGAAGAUUUUUUUAUUGGGUUCAAAGAACCUCUGUCUGACCAUCGACAGACGAAAGAAAGUUGCCCCGAACGACGUCCAAUGGGCACUCCGCUUGCGAAAUAGCAAAAUUUCAGACCAUUGUUUGCAUAUUUUUGACAAUGUAAAGGUGAAUACUCUUUCCUGCCUUAGCAUGAACGCCGUAGAACAUGCAGUUUUGCCUGAUAGAAUUGCAGCUAUUACGCUGAAUACUGUUGCAGCCAAAGCAGAAUUGCCAAUACCACUGAAGAAAAAAUACUUUGGAACUUAA
Molecule: messenger RNA, 2100 nt
Organism: Rodentolepis nana
Lineage: Eukaryota; Metazoa; Platyhelminthes; Cestoda; Cyclophyllidea; Hymenolepididae
Source: the annotation of a GenBank genome assembly